AUGUCCCGGUCCGCGGCAGAUGCAACCCGCUUCACAGCGACAGGUCCCUAUGCCUCCUCGAAAACGUCAAUAGUAAAUACCGGAACCUCGAAAUGGACAGGCGCAAAGUCCAGCACGUCCAAGACGGCCGGACCGUUCGCCAGUCCCGAAGGCUCCAAACAAGAGACUCCCAAGCAAAAGGUUGAGCGGCUACGUGCUGAGGCUCGGGCCGCGCGGUAUUCGAAAGCGUUUACCCCGAUGGAUCGGAUUAUGUCCAAAGGGCGGAUAUGGGCCGACCGUAUAGCUGCUGCUCUCACAAUCUACUCAGCAACAUCUUUGAUAAUCUACAAUCGCCGCCAACGACAACUGUGGAUUGAUAAGGAAUUACAAAAGCUCUUAGAUGCAAGAAAGGCAUAUGUCGCGGGUAAUCCCACGCCAGAUCAACUUCUAUUGUUGGAAAAGGAGAAACAGGCGGAGGAGGAAAAGAGACUAAAUGAAGAGCUGAAAAAGCAAACAAUGUUUUACAAAGGAAAGGCAUGGUUAUUUGGAGGAUUGAAAAAUGAAGAUAGUCCAAGUGCUGGAUUCAAAGGCGCCGACGAAAUUGCGGAUUCGAGACCGAGCGUGCUGGAAGCUGUGAAUGCCAACAGAGUCGAAAACGCUGCACCAUUCGAACGAGCGCCGAACCCUGGUGGUCAAUUGGAACCGAAAACACAUGAAGGAUCGAAUGAAUCGAAAAGAAGUUGGACGAGCUGGAUAACGGGACGAUAA
Molecule: messenger RNA, 747 nt
Organism: Histoplasma mississippiense
Lineage: Eukaryota; Fungi; Ascomycota; Eurotiomycetes; Onygenales; Ajellomycetaceae
Exons: 2
Coding region: 1-747 (248 amino acids)
Source: RefSeq, a predicted model, not a curated record